AUGCAUUCGGCUCUCAAAUGUCCCACUGCAUGUAAGUUUUUCCACAGCCCACCAGCGAAGCCUGAAGAAAAACCUUCGGAAAGCGGUGAAGUCCACCAGCGCGAGGAGCUCUGCCACUGGCCGUGCAGAUGCCCACCUGUGCCAGCCUGCACCCCCGGGGUAAGCCUGGUGAAGGACGGCUGCGGCUGCUGCAAGGUCUGCGCCAAGCAGUCGGGAGAGAGCUGCAACGAAGCAGACAUCUGCGACCCCCACAAAGGCCUCUACUGCGACUACUCGGCAGACGAGCCUAGGUAUGAAACAGGCGUGUGUGCACAUCUGGUAGCUGUAGGAUGUGAGCUCAAUGGAGUUCAUUACCUUAACGGGCAGCCCUUCCAGCCCAGCCCGCUUUAUAAGUGCCUGUGCGUCAGCGGUGCAAUCGGCUGUACGCCUGUAUUCACACCGAGAUUGGCAGCGAGUCCCUGCCCCAGGGCCACGGGCAGCAAGAAGCCUGGACAGCCCACCUGCGGCCCUGGACAGCACAAGCGGCUUCAGUCAACAGACUACAGACUGCUGUCGGCUUACAGAAGCUUACCGCUAGUUUUGAAAAAGAAGUGCCUGGUGCAGGCAACUCCUUGGACACCCUGUUCCAGGACCUGUGGCAUUGGCAUAUCCAUCAGAGUGACCAACGACAACACAAAAUGUGAAAUGAAAAAAGAAAAGAGAUUAUGCUUCAUCCAGCCUUGUCUGACCAAUAUACUGAAGACAAUAAAGAUUCCAAAAGGAAAAACAUGUCAGCCGACAUUCCAGCUUCCUGCAGCAGAGAAACUAGUUUUUUCUGGAUGCUCCACGACACAAAGCUACAAACUGACUUUCUGCGGGGCGUGCUUGGACAAGAGGUGCUGCGUACCUAACAAGUCCAAAAUGAUCACAGUGCAGUUUGAGUGUCCCAAUGAAGGCGCCUUUAAUUGGAAGAUGAUGUGGAUAACAUCGUGCGUAUGUCAGAGGAUCUGCAGUGCUCCGGGAGACAUAUUUUCUGAACUCAAAGUUUUAUGA
This is a messenger RNA of Opisthocomus hoazin, 1032 nucleotides long. It is a transcript of the gene CCN6, whose product is annotated as cellular communication network factor 6. Gene Ontology annotation, molecular function: heparin binding; integrin binding. The record is from RefSeq and is a predicted model, not a curated record. Gene Ontology annotation, biological process: cell adhesion; signal transduction; positive regulation of cell differentiation. NCBI's taxonomy places the organism in Eukaryota, Metazoa, Chordata, Aves, Opisthocomiformes, Opisthocomidae. Gene Ontology annotation, cellular component: extracellular matrix; extracellular region.